Malassezia globosa CBS 7966 is the source of this 2583-nucleotide messenger RNA. RefSeq lists its product as uncharacterized. The transcript has a single exon. Lineage: Eukaryota; Fungi; Basidiomycota; Malasseziomycetes; Malasseziales; Malasseziaceae. The record is from RefSeq and is a predicted model, not a curated record. The coding region runs from base 1 to 2583 and encodes 860 amino acids.
AUGUCUACGAGUGGACAGCGUGGUCUGUCAGCAAGGCACCCAUGGCUUGCGUCGCCGCUGUAUGCAUUUGAUAUCCCUGCGGAGCUUGUAUCUUCCCUAACCCUACGGCAAAAUGAAGAAGAUGUUUCACAGUCGCAACAAUCAUCGUCAUCAUCAUCAUCAGCAAUUCCAACACUGUCCAUUGCUUCGUCUGGAUCUACACCGUCCGCCCUACCAACGCCGCCACGGUUGGGCGCACCUGCAUGCACCAUGUGUCCUGGCUGCGGCACAUUUACGAACGUGCAGCAACAGCGCUCGCACUUUCGCAGUUUGUGGCACCGAUAUAACCUCGUUGUUCGUCAGCACAACUUGCGCGCACCUGGUGGAAAGCAGGCUCCGUUGGUUUCGCGUGAAGAGCUCGAUCAGAUGUGUGCGUCGCUUGAUCUCGAUGCCGAAGACCAGGACAUACGCGAUGACGCGGAUACGACUGACGAGCUUACAGCCCUGAUUCGACGCCUGGAUCUGUCAGAUAGCGGAUCAAGGGACUCAAAGGAUAGCGAUGAGCAUGUGGAUGCUGCUGCUCUGACAGCUCAUGUCAUGUCCGAUGCAUUGCGCUCGCCCAUGUGGUGGUAUGAAACCGCGCCGAAUGCGCCAACGCAGCUCGAGCAAACACAACUGGGGAUUUAUCGAGAUGUGUUGCUAGCUGCUGCGCCAUCUGGAGAGUCAGCGCCACCUUCGAGGUUCCUUUCAGCGCUGACAACGCCGCGGCUUGACAUACGCCCAGGCACAUGUGGAUGGUCAGGCAAGCAUGUGCAAGGCACACAACAUGUGGGUCGGUCCAUGCAGAUGCAUGUAUUGGAUGGCACAGGUCUUGUGCCAUGGCUUUCGAAGAGUCAGGCUCAAGAUCAGGCUGAAGAAGAAGGCGACGAGGAGGAUGAUGAGGACGAGGAGGCGACCGACUCUGAUACCAUGUCGUCCAUGUCAACGGCGUCCUCUGAACUACUCUCUGAUUCUGCGCCGGUGCAGUCACAGCCACAGCCAUCGCUUGACAAACUGCCCCCGCUGCGGCUCUGGACAUUUAUCAUGAUGGGCGGUGGUCAUUUCGCUGUAGCCACCAUUGCGCUCAACUUGCACGUCUUACCGCUGUCGGAACGAGCAAAAGCACGCGGCUCGAAGCCGCAGCGCUCGGUCAUUGUGCUUGCUCACAAGACAUUCCAUCGAUACACGACCCGAAGAAAACAGGGUGGCUCUCAGGCUGCGCAGGACUCGACCGGCCGGCAUGCUAAGAGCGCCGGAGCGAAUCUCCGUCGCUAUGGUGAGGCACAACUCACGCACGAUAUCCAUCAGCUGCUGAACCGGCGUGCUUGGCGCGACCUGAUCGCUCGGUCUGAACACGUAUGGGUGCGAGCUUCUAUGCGCUCGGCCCAUGGCGUUCUUUGGCACUGGCCAGGCCAUGCGCCGAGUCCAUUAGACGAGAAGCAGGCGCUUGGCGCAUUGUCCCACAUCCCUAUCGCGACGCAGCGACCCACCAUGUCGGAGAUCCUCCGCUGCUUUUUCGAGCUAACACGCAUCAAAGUCGCACAUCUGACGCCGGAGGAGCUUGCUGCUCAGGACGAUGCUCAUCGAGAAGCUGUGGCACGUGCGUUGCGUGCGAGCGAUGCCCAGCAGCACGCACGUCCGCGCAUGCGUACACGUGAGCAAGAGGGGGCGAGCCAUGCACAGAAGAAGGACGAAAAGAAGGAGUCGCGUGUGCGUGAGCGCUGGGAACGUCUCGUGACGAUGGUGCGCCGUGGCAAGAUCGAUGCACUCACCAACUUUCUCACUCGGCACCAGGAGCUGCUGGAGUCUGCACGCUGCAGCUCGCUGACGGGCGCCGCUGGUGACAGGGGCGACGGCAGUGAUGGCAACCAUGGCGCUGCUGGAUCUUUCGCAUAUGUGCAAGCCAAACUCAUCGAUGCGCCACUGCCUUCUUGGUGGCGUGAGAGCGAGGCUCGCUCGUCGCGCACCAUUGUUCCUACGACUCUGCUGCAGCUCGCUGCCGCCGCUGACCAGCCUGACAUGGUGCAUUACUUGCUCGUGGAGCAGCGUGCAGAUCCGACGUUGCCUGUGCUUCCUCUUCGUCCUGAAAGUAUGUCGUCAUCGUCCUCGUCAUCCUCUGCUUUUGCACAUCGCACAGCAUACGACCUUUGUGGCGGCAAAGCCAGCCGCACUGUCUUUCGUCGUGUGAUGGCAGAGCAGCCUGACUGGUAUGCUUGGGACGAGAUGGGUGUCGGUGGUGCUCGUGUGCCGUCGGCUCUGACCGCUGAGAUGCAAGAGGCUCAGUCGUCAAAAGCUCGCACUCGUCGGGCCGCCAUGCGGGAGAAGAUGCGCGAGCGUGAAUCGAAAGCAGAGAAGCAGGAAGCCCUUGCGGAAGCUCCGGCACCCGAACCUGCUGCACCAGCUCCGACAUCCACUCUGGGCCACCUCUGGCAGCGGCUUGGCGGCAGCUCGGCCUCGCCAUCCGUGCCGAUGGACGAUGCAUCGCUUUCGGAUGAGAUGCGCCGACGCAUUGAGCGUGAAAAACGCGCACGUGCCGCUGAGGCUCGUAUGCAGAAGCUGAAGUAG